Ceratosolen solmsi marchali is the source of this 731-nucleotide messenger RNA. It is a transcript of the gene mRpL22, whose product is annotated as mitochondrial ribosomal protein L22. Lineage: Eukaryota; Metazoa; Arthropoda; Insecta; Hymenoptera; Agaonidae. The transcript has 4 exons. Gene Ontology annotation, molecular function: structural constituent of ribosome. Bases 99 to 707 code for a protein of 202 amino acids. The record is from RefSeq and is a predicted model, not a curated record. Gene Ontology annotation, biological process: translation. Gene Ontology annotation, cellular component: mitochondrial large ribosomal subunit; ribosome.
UUGGCAGUCUUCAACUUUAAGAGAAUUUAUGUCAAAGAUGUUUUAUCAUUCAUAAUUACAUUAUAUUUCAACAAUAUAUAAUAUAAAUAGCAUUAAAAAUGAGCUUAGCCACACGUUUAUGUUUAUUAUUCAGUAAAAAUUUAGUCACCGCGACUCGUAGUUUACAAUUUGUACAAAGAAAUAUAAAUCUUGACAAAAAGCCUACUCAUUUUCUGAGCUAUAAUGACAUUAUAUAUCCAGUACAAGGUUUUGAUGAAGAACGUCGUCCAGCUUACGUUUGCCAUCAAAAAUGUAACAUAAGGUAUACACCAAAGAAAAUGACGUAUGUAGCUUGGUUAAUUAGAGGUAUGUCCGUAGAUGAAGCUAUUAAACAAUUGAGUUUUGUAUUGAAAAAAGGAGGAGCAAUUGUUAAAGAAGCAAUUUUAGAAGCUCAAGCGAUGGCUGUUGAACAUCAUAAUGUAGAAUUUAAAAGUAAUUUAUGGGUCGCGGAAUCUUUCACAUCAAAAGCUUAUACAAUAAAAGGUAAGAGGAAACACAAAGGAGCACUUUUUGGGGAAGUGAGAUAUACUUAUUGUCAUUAUUUUGUUCGCCUCGAGGAAGGUGAACCACCUAAAGAUUAUUAUAAAACCAAUCAUAAAUCCUCCAGCGAAUUGUUAGAAGAUUGGAAAGAACAAAUGCGAAGACGUAAAAUUCCUAAUUCUUUGUAAAUAAAUUAUCUAUAAACGUUAAUA